Molecule: messenger RNA, 2009 nt
Organism: Caenorhabditis elegans
Lineage: Eukaryota; Metazoa; Nematoda; Chromadorea; Rhabditida; Rhabditidae
Gene: gip-2
Product: Gamma-tubulin interacting protein 2
Exons: 9
Coding region: 1-1929 (642 amino acids)
Cellular component (GO): adherens junction; hemidesmosome
Source: RefSeq, marked reviewed
AUGAUGCGAACUGCUCACAAGGAUAGAGAGCCGUGGAGGGAUAUUCGCCGUAGUUUGUUGAGCAAAUGGCAAGGAGUACGUGUCUGUGAUGAACCAUCACCAUGGUAUAUGUCCAUUCCAACACCAUUCAGUCAAUUCCAUAAUGUUUUACCAGAAGAACAAGAGGAAAUGGUUUUCACUGAGCUCAAGCUAUUUCUAGUCGGAAAUCAAACGGAAAACAUUCGAAUCGACGAAUACGACAAACACGAUCUUCCCAUCUCAAUUCUUGCAAAUAUCUCAUUUGAUCCAUUCAUUCGUUCAGAACUUGAACGAUUUCAUGAUAUUCUUGUGACAGUUGCUACAAUUAAAAUUUGUUGUUAUGCAAUCACUCAUGAUUCUGUCACCUUUUCUUCAAUUAGCUCAGCUGUGGCCUCUACUAUUGAGAAGAAAGUCAACGGAUUCAUUACCAAAAUUUGCACAAAGUUGAGCGGAAGUACGGAAGCAAAUCAACAAAUGAAUCAGUUGCUCCGUGAAAUGCACACAAUUCACGAAUCGUUGAAUUUCUACAAUGGAAUCGUCAAAUCCAUUUAUUUGGAUCAACUAAUCGGUGGCCAAGUGUUAAGCCUGCUCGACUCGAAACGUCGACACGUGUUCUCGGGAAAUGUUGUUCAAAAUUUGGAUGAUGUUUUUCAGGCGGGAUGGAAGGUUUUUGCAAGAAGCAUUGGAAGAUUAGUCUGCAAGUUCGAGGCAGAUCACAUGGAUUAUGAGUUUGUAAUUUGGUCAACAAAACAAAUGACUGAUUCUCAAUGCAAGACACUGGUACCAUCAAAUCCAUCAAGACAAAUCAAAUCAUCUCGUUACGUUGUCAUUGAAUCUUUGUGCCCGGACUUUUUCAAGAAAUAUCUGGAUAUUCUUGUCAGAUGUGCAGAAUUUGGAGAUUCAGCAAAAUCAGACAGUUCAUUGCGUAGAUCAACAUCGAAGAAAAUUAAUGAAAGUGAAUCUGUUGAAAGUGUGAUGGAAGAUGUUCGAAAUGUAGAUUGGAGUAAUCUAGACGUGGCAACUACUGUCAGAAUGUUGGUACAAUUUUCAAGGAAGGAAUCUGCGUGUCUUCUACGAGAAAUCACUUCAGCAACGAAUGUAGAUCAAGCAAUUCGAGAUAUUCAUGAUCUUUUGAUCAAAGGAUCUUGUGCUCAUGACGUCAUGUUAUUUGGAUUGAAAGCUGACAUUCUGCAGAAACCAAUUGAUGAAGUCGGAAAUAUAAGAAUGAAGAAACUUACAAAUGAUGUACUUGGAGCGGCUGCAGAAAAGCAUCAUCCAUUCUGGAAAUAUUUCAGUUUUGUUAUUGACAAGCAAAACGUUUUUGAAAUGCUUGGACAACGAACGAGUCUCGGAGGAAAUGCUGAUAAUCUACGGGAUAAUGUUACUCCAAUGCUUUUCGAAUGUAUUUCUGUAAAAAUGGACUGUCCAAUCGAAAUUGAACCUAUCAUUUCAAUGAAAGCCGUCUUCAUUCUGACUCCAGUUUUCCGUAUUUGGAUUCAACUUCACGUGGCUAGUUACACCAUUGCCAAUUAUCGUGAUUCAAUUCGUGGUCAAAUGCCCAGUCGUUCUCUUGGAGAUAUUGCUAUGAAAAAACAUUUGAUGCAUGCUUUGGAUGCUGAAAUUUCGAGUAUCAAGCAGAAAUGGGUUGGAUACGUGGAUUUGCUUAUCAAUUUGUAUUAUGAGAGAAUUCAAAAAGCAGCUUCUUUGGAUGAAUACACCGAAUGUCAGGAUAUUCUUGCCAGUGACGUGACUAAUAUGAUGGGAAUUUCGGAGCUAUCACAAUUGGAAAAUAUCAAGGAUAUUCUGAAUAUUAUCUGGAAUUACGAUAACGCUGACAGUAAUCUGGCUGAUUUGAUUGCAGAUUUUGAAGAAGUUCAGUCAAGAGCUCGAAUGGAUGUUGUUGUUGCAUAAUUGAUAUAUCGAUCUUUGUUUUUCACUUAUUAUGUCUUUUGGGUAUUGGUUUUUGCAAAUAAAUAUAAUUUAUGUUUAAA